Molecule: messenger RNA, 5209 nt
Organism: Pseudophryne corroboree (corroboree frog)
Lineage: Eukaryota; Metazoa; Chordata; Amphibia; Anura; Myobatrachidae
Gene: TMEM100
Product: transmembrane protein 100
Exons: 3
Coding region: 467-868 (133 amino acids)
Biological process (GO): cellular response to BMP stimulus
Cellular component (GO): plasma membrane
Source: RefSeq, a predicted model, not a curated record
CACAGAAGCUGUACAGGAGAGCAGACCUGGCAGAUGCACAUACAUUUCAGCUUCAGUAAAGCAUAUACAGAACCAUUCAUGGAUAGAAACUAAAUGGAGCUUCUUCUUUUUUACCAGCAGACAAAUUUUGACAAUUUAUACUAUGUGUGACAAGAAGAUGUAAAGCUUGUACAGAGGAUUAAUGGCAGGAGUUGUGCUCUUCGAAAGAAAUCCUCAGUGCUAAUGAUGUGUCAUCUGUAACUCACCCUGAAGCUGCAGAUUUGCAUUCAAAGCUACAGGCAGGCACACAGCAUUUCCUCUGCAUGUUCCUGCUGAAAACAAACUGGAUUGAGACAAAAUACAUGUUUUGUUGACUAAACACCCCAGGGAUUUGUCAUACCAUGGAUUACAGAUUUUCACGCUUAAGACACUUUGGACCCAGUGAAAAAGUUUAAUAUAGAAUUGCAAACCAGUUUUGAGCAAAGUGAUGGAGCAACCUAUUAAAGAUAUACUUCUGGGUGCUCCAAAGGCUUCAGACCCCAUGAUUAUGGAGAAACGUGCCAAUGACUGUGUGAUUACAACUGUUCCAAGAGUCAACGAAACCCAACUGACUGCUGCAACAGGAGGAGCGGAACUCUCUUGUUACCGCUGCACCAUCCCUUUCGGAGUGGUUAUACUUAUAGCCGGAGUUGUGGUCACAGCAGUGGCUUAUAGCUUCAACUCACAUGGAUCCAUUAUCUCCGUCUUUGGGCUGGUCCUUCUCUCAUCUGGACUUCUUCUGGUGUGCUCAAGUGCACUUUGCUGGAAAAUCAGGCAAAGGAAAAAGAGAGCAAAGAGGAGAGAGAGCCAGACGGCAUUGGUGGCAAAUCAAAGGAGUUUAUUUGCUUGAGAGCUAGAAUGUCUACAACAGUGUGACUGCACCUGGUCUAGAUCAUUUCGACCAGCGGGAGGAGUUUUGGAACAAUCCAUCUGUUUGGGAUUCUAUGUGCAUGUAAAACAGGCAUUGACGAGUAUGUAACGAUUGAGGGCGUGGGUCUUUUUAUUUUGAGAUUUGGGGCUCAUUACACAGUUUGCAUAUUAGUUUAAUGUCACAUAUUGUCCCUCACGUCUUGGAUUGAAGAUAUGUCUUUGAAUAAAUAGCAUAUUUUGCUGAUUGGUUCAAAUAGUAGUCAAAGCACCCCUGUUGGUGGAAUUAAGAUGUACUUUGUUUUUCGGGACAGUUGAGAAACUAAGUUGUCUGUGAUAUAGAUGGCAUGGUUUAUGGCGAUGUGACCUAUGAUUUUAUGGCUAGCUCCUUUAUUAUUAACGCAAGCCACAUUAAACUGUAGCCACUGGAAGCUGCACAUAAAUAAAUAAUAUAAUAAUUGUUAUUGCAGAUGCUUUCAGUCUAUUCGAGGUUAUAUUUGAUUACAUUGAGAAAUUACUUUUUAAUUGAGAAGAGAUUAAUGUUUCAUUUGCACAUUUUUUUUGUUAAUACUAGUAAUUGAGAUCACAUAGAACCAAUAAUAAUCUACAAUAUUAAAACAGCACAAAAGUUAGAUGUUCCGUUAAACUAAGAUCACACCCUUUAAAAGUAAGCUACAAAUAAAUUAAUAUAUAUUUGAGAAAUUCACUAAAUCAAAUCAAGGCUAUUGUGAUAUUUAUGAUAACAUGUCUCUCUUCGAUAAGAAAAAUAUACAAUUAAUUCAGAUGUAAAAUCAGUACAUAAACAAAAAAAAUGGCUAUACAGUACAUUUAUAAUGACAACAUUCAGAAUAUUGACAUAUAAAAUGUAGACAUGGACAAUAGGAUAGUUGAUUUUUCCACGGUUUUUAGGGUUAGGUUCAGGGAUACUCACCUCACCAAUACAAAACUGCCAAUUGUGAAUGUUAAUAUUUGACAUGUUGACCUCCAGUCUAUGUCAUCAUUCCGAAUGUUUAAAACAUGACUACAUUCUGCUGUCCACUUCCUGACUUUCAACAUCCUAAAUGUUAAAAUUUUAUACCACACCCAGCACAUGUAUAUAAAACAAAACACGAGUCAAGACAACAUUGAUUUUACUAUGUAUUUGUAAAUCGUUUAUGUGUAUUUUCUGGCAAUAAUAUAAUGACUCAUGAUGACCGUUAUCAAACUUACUUGUACUCAUUACUUGGUUGCCAACAGACAGAACAAAGAUGAGCAAAGGGUGGCCCCCAGGCAAGCAAUCUAAAGCUAUGUUACUGAAUGUAGAUAGUAUACUGAUAUGUCAAGAAAACAAAAUUGUUAUUUGGAAAGAAACAUAGAGGUGAGUAAGAAUCAAAAGUGCAAUGACUAAAACCUUGAUAUUUUCCUUUCUUUAAGUCACUUUGUACUGAAUCAAGAGUCAAAGCAUCACCUUGGUGCAUUUAUGUAGGUGAUAUCAUACUGUAGAAAAAAAUGUCACUGUAUGGGAACUCUAAAUUUAAAGAUGCUCAAAAAUUGUUAACCAGAUCAAAUGCCACCAGCUUAAAAACAUGUUUAUGGUACACUUGUCAGUAGACCCCAAUUUGAACCAUGAUAUUGAAAUUUAAUGCUCCACCUUCAAGGUUCAUUUUUCAUGUAUGAACCAUACUUUCCUACUCUCCUGGAGACCCAUGAUAGACCCCCAAACACUUGUAAGAGUAGGCAACUCUCCUGCAUCCCAUCAGCUUCCUAGUGAAACAGGCUGGAUGGGAAGAAAAUCACCAUGAUUGUGGAUGAGGUGGGGCUUAAUGAUGUGAUUCACAUCAUUACACCUGGCCCCCUUUCUGCAGCACCACAAAUUUCUUUAUUUUUCCUGUGUGUGGAGGGGGCAGGGGGGGAUAGGGCCUAAUUAGUGGCUUGCUGCACUCACCACAGGUUUUAUUCCCACUCUAUGGAUGUUGUGGACACUCAAGAGUGGAAAUAGUCCUUGGCCCCCUACCGGCAUUCUGGCAUCAGGAAUCCCGGUGUCGGUAUGCUAACCACCAGGAUUGUAACUGCAUCCUGUUCAAACGUGUGUACACCAGGUGAAAUAUGGUAGAAACAGCUCAAACUUUUACAAAGUUCUUCGUUUUCUGUGGCUCUAAAAGUCAAGAAAUUUCAGAAAUCUAUUUGAAUUUGUAGCCAAGUCAUUAAACUGAAUCAAACUGUAGCUGGUGUAAACAUUUUUACAUUUGAUCCAAAGAACUCUAGAAAUAAGAUAAUACAUUUUAAUUUAAAUUAGCAUAGGACAAUACCCCCAUGACAUAACUGCGGUUCAUAUAUUUCAUGAUUUCUUUAUGUUGGCUGAAAGUGAUGGCUUGGGAUCCAACAAGGAUUAAUCCUGCAUAUAUUACAUACAGGACUUGUGAUUUGAAACCACAUCUUCAUGUUUUACGGACAUGGAUUGGGCAGAUCAGAACAUGACCGUAAUGUUUACAUUUCCGAAAUGGUAAUGUUACAAUUGCUUCUUUUUUAAAACCCUAUACAAAAUAUGUCUGAGGACUGCACCCAAAAUAUGCAGAUGCUUAUACUGUAGCAUUGCGGCAGCACAUAUUUUAUCUCAUGGGCAUGUAUUAACUUAGGCAACAGCUGCCGGGCCUAUGUAGUUAUCAUUCCCAGAGAUCCUGGCACUGCUUCACUAUGUUAUCUCCUCUGAGCACUGCACUUUAUAGUGUGAAAAGGCAACAUUUUAGUACUCAAAAAUGAAACUCUUCUCAGAGGGGAAGGAAAUUCCCUUCCUCUCUGAACAAGAAGUGUAGACUGGCGGCAGAUGAGUUUUCAACCCAACGAGGUGAGGCGAGAGGACUAUGGGGUCUAUGUACUAAACCUUAGAGACAGAUAAAGUGGACAGAGAAAAAGUACCAACCAACCAGCUCAUAAAUGUCAUUUUUCAAACACAGGGUAGAUGUAUUAUAGCGGUACGGAUCGUGUCACAAUAGCACUUCCUGCUUCGCCUCAUUACUGAGGUGAAACAGGAAGGUAUACCGUUGGGAUAGCAGCAUCAAUAAUGACAGGGGUGCAUGGCACUUUGCCCGCACCUCCACUGUAAUACAUCAUGGGGAAUCGGUAUCAGUGCACAUAAUAUAAUCGAGUCAUACAUCUACUCCACAGUCUAUAACAUGGCAGGUAGGCGCUGAUUAGCUGGUACUUUAUCUCCAUCCACUUUAUCUCUCACCAAGGCUUAGUACAUAGGCCCCCAUGCCCUUUCCUAAAAUUCUUGGGGGCCUCAUGAAAAUGUUGCUGUGGGACCCACAAGUUUCUAUAUAUGCCCCCAAUUAAUGUGUUUCCUUUUUUCACAUAACUAUACCUUCUUUACAUUGGAGAUUCUACCCAUCUACACCUGAAGGAUUCAUUUUACAACAGGUGUUUUAAAGUAAAAGUAAAUAUACCUAGAAAAAAAGAGAGAAAGUCCUCUAUAUAUAUUCUAUAUAUUACACACAUAAUCACCAUGCAAGCUUUCAGUGUAGUCAUUUGGUCUACGUUUAAUUUGCCGGCUGUCGGAAUCUUGGCGGUCAGGAUACCGACGCCGGAAUCCUGACAGCUAGCAAUGACGGCAGUCGGAAUACUGGCACAACAGGACUAUUCCCACUCAACUCCCCCGCAAAGGGGAUUCUUUGCACUCGCCCUGCUGAUGGCAUGCUGCGGCUGGUAUGUCGCUGUCAGUAUACUGAUGGCCAGGCCGCCGGUAAAUCAUACUGAACCCAGUCAUUUAUCCCAGUGUCACAGAUUUAAACCUACAUUAGAUCAGCGUUGUACAAUUUCAGGCCUAAAAGGUGCAGAAUGUGACAUACUUUUGUCACAGUACAGUAUCUUCACAAGUCACACUUAGAUUGUUUAAUCAAGCAGUCUAGUAGUUCUUGCUCGCAGUUGUCGUUGCCUUUUUACCUCACUUCGUGUAAUAUGAUGUUAAUACAAAACAUUUAUUUCAUUCAAUUUACUUAUCUACUGUAGAUGGACAAUGGAUUUUAUUGCUGCACUAAACAUUAAAGACUUAUUGUGGGAAAUUGGUUGAACGGAUAUACAGUAGGAUUUAAAUGUUUGAAGCUAUAGAAUAACUAUUAGAUUAAAAGCGCAAAAAAAGUAUAUUGGGAAUCUGUGACUGAUUUGAAAUCAGACUUUUAUUGGAUGUCAGUACUUAGUGCUGCAGUGGAUCGUAUUGGUGGUACUUGUCGAUUUUCUUUUGAUCAUUGUUGUAUUUAGAUGGCUAACUGUAAUUCUAUUUGGUAAAAGUGCGAUUUGUACCUAAAAAGUGUCAACUAUUUGUAAAUUAACGAUAAACUUAUUAAAUCUA